Phytophthora sojae is the source of this 1920-nucleotide messenger RNA. RefSeq lists its product as hypothetical. Lineage: Eukaryota; Oomycota; Peronosporomycetes; Peronosporales; Peronosporaceae. The transcript has 3 exons. The coding region runs from base 1 to 1920 and encodes 639 amino acids. The record is from RefSeq and is a predicted model, not a curated record. Gene Ontology annotation, molecular function: protein binding.
AUGCCGCCCGAGCCCAGCCACCGCGCGCGCCGGCACCGCAGCCAGCCUCGCGCGCAGUCGCGGCCGAACCGCAGGCACUCGCGCUCCCCGUCCCGGGAGCCGCCGCGCCGGCGCCCGCAGGACGACGCGCGCCCGUCCUACUCGCCUACGCGCGAGCGCUCCGACCCGGACCUGCGCUCCCGAGAGCGCGAGCGCCGCCGCCAGGACACGGUGCUGCGAUCCAAGUCGCGCCCGCCCGGAUCGGGCCGAGGCGAGCGCGAGCGCGGCAGCCGCGGCAAGCCCAGCGUCAAGCGGCCGCACGUGCGCUUCAGCGCCAUCGAGGCCGAGGGCGCCGCCGAGACGCUCACGGCCAAGGCCACGCGCAGCGGCUUCCUGCGCAAGCAGGCGGACAACGAGCCGGGCGCGUGGAACGAGUACUACUUCGUCAUCAAGCCGCUCACGUACCUCUUCUACUACAACUCCAAGGAGGACGAGACGCCGCGCGGCAUCAUCGACCUCGAGUACCUUACGGACAUCAAGCGCAACGCCGACUGCCUGCAGCGCGCGGUCGGCGCGGGCGACCACUGUUUCCGCGUGUCGGGCAAGCUGCCGCGCCCCACGGCCGAGCAGACGGCGAGCGGGGACGUCCCCAAGAUGCGGCCGCUGUACCUCGACGUGGACGACGGCGCCGAGGCCGAGCUCUGGAUGGACGCGAUCCGCAACCACCGCUUCAGCGCCAAGAAGGACGAGCAGUUCUUCCAGACGGUGCACGAUCUGCAGGACGCGCAGGCCCGCGUGGCGCAGCUGGAGGAGGCGCAGCAAAGGGAGGCUGACAUCAAGCGCAACCUGCGCGUCAAAGCCAAGACCUUGCUGCAGAAGAUGCGCGCAGUGGACAGCGGCAACACCGAUGAGCUCCCGGAGGUGAAGCCCGAGGACCUGGACGACGUUGCCGACGAUAUGCUGGCCAUGCUGGAGGGGAUGGAGGACGUGCUGGUCAACUUCCAGUCCAAGCUGGAACAGCAGAAGCAGGAGCUGGACCAGAUGAGGGCGGAGAAGGCAGGGACUACAAGCACUCGACGAAACAUGGGCUUCGCGCAGGUUAUUCAGCGGGCAGUGUCCAGGCGCGAGAACACGAGCCUUUUGGAGCUGUCCGAGGGCGAGGAAGAGGAGACCAUGGCUGCUAUUAGGAGCAGGAGACAGCGUAAGCCUUUGGAUCAGCCGCCAAGACCGCAGGAGAGGCCAAGGGAGAAACCGCAGGAAAAGCCUCAGGAAAGACCCAGGGAGAAGUCCCAGGAGAGACCACGCGAGAAGUCCAAGGAGAAGGUCCGGGAGGAGCCGCCGGCAUUGGACAACGUGUCGGACGUUCUUGCCAUGUGGAAGGCAAAGCAGAAGAAAAAGCCGUCUACGAAGAAGCAGCCUGAACCUGAAGACGACGCGGACGACGAGGAUUCUAGGAGGAACCGAUCGACUCGAAGCAUGGGAUCGGACACGGGCUCGUCGAGGACGGCACAAAAGAGCCGCAGAAGCGAUCGAUCGUCGGAAGAAGACACGGCCUCACUUGCUUCGACGGACGACCGCGAGUCUGGCGAGAAGCUGCCCCCGGGUUGGACCAAGCACGAGAGUCGCGGUUACCCUGGGACAUACUACUACGCUCACGAAUCGGGUAAGGUGAGCUGGGAGGUGCCGACGGAUGACAUGACAGUUGUCGAUACGAGCGUCGACACGAGUACCGAGUAUCUGAGCGAAUAUGAGGAUGACGAACCGACCGCGGGCGGCAUUACGUCGGCUGCGUACCGGAAAAAGAAGCAGCCGAAGCCCAAGUCUGCAUGGGGGUUCAAGCUGCCCAAGCUCCUGCCCACGGCUAACCAAGCGGCACCGCCACCGGAAGCGGCCGCCUCCCUGUCUCCAAUUCGCCGUGGCUUCAACCAUCACGAAUUUUGA